UGUUCGGAUCCUGUCAGGGGUCUGGUGGUCCAGGUGCACUACGCCAUCAUCUUUGAGGUAGAGGUGGACGGUGGUGGUGUCUCCAAUGACACUCUGGACUUCAUCACUCUGCAGAACAACCUGGUGGAGAAGAACUACCCUGGAGCCGCCGAACAACCCACCAUCAUCUACACCAUCACCGACUUUCGCAACUACAUCACUGAGGCGCUGCACAAAGACGACUUCCUGACCAGCAGCACCCUGGAAAAUGCAGAGAACGCGUUGCCUGCUAUGAAACCUACAAGCAAACCAGGCGACGCCUACAGCAGCAUGGAUAAUGUCCUUGCGGCAGAAAAACCUCCCGACGCUCCGAGCCACGAGACAGAUCCCAGUGAUGUUUUCCUGAAGAAGGAGGACUUCCUGUUGGACACAUUUGACCAAUGGAAAGGUCCUCAGAGUGAGGCAGUGAGUGAAAAUGAUGUCUUCAUGUUUGACGAAAGCACACCUCCUUCACCAGCUGCCGAAAUCCCAGAAAAAACCUUUGACAUGGAGCCCAUGACUAGAGAAAACAACGGAAAUAUUGAAGACGAGGGUUUCCUCGUUGGUAACAUUCCCAGCAACAAUGAUGUCCAAAAAGGAGUCCAUUCUGAAGACUCCUCUGCAGCCAGAAUACCUCCAACAUCCUCUGAGGUCACGUUUGAGGAUACAUCUGGCUCUGGUUCCUCAGGAGAUGGUCAGGGCACUGAUUUGUGGCAGACUUCAGAGACAUCUGACAUCAAUUAUAACAUGGGUGAUGGUAGCCUGGAGGUUCUGCCCCCACCAGAUCUGGAAGUGGAUGCAGAUGAGGACAUACCUGCUGUAGGGACACCAACCACCAAAACAAAAGACGUAGUUGCAACAGAAGAAGUAUUCAAAGAGCCAGUUGUUUUACAGAUGACAACAGCUCAUGCUUUUGAAAAAUCAUCUUUGGAUGAACCUACUAUGGUAACACCACACAUCAGCACGGAACCACCGGACUUAACCACAUUCCAGUUACCUGUGUUCUCUACAGCAAGGAUGCCAAGUGUGGAACUUCCUGUGCAAACAGUGGAGGCAUCUGGUUUUCAUGAAGAUUAUUUCCUGACUGAGACAUAUACCUUUUCUUCACCAGUCACAGUUUCUCCUGAACCUGAGACUUAUGAGUCUGUUGGUUUUCCUGGUCCAACUGAUUCAAUCGAGCUUCAAGAGGUCACAGAACAGGUGGAAGUGAUGACUAAAGCAGUAACAGAGACACCUGUGCUAACAGUCACCUCAGAACCAAAGGAAGACCUCCUAGAGAAGAAAGAGACUGAAAGCAGGACUGUUACACUUGAAUCACUUGAAAUCCUUGAUACCAAAACUCCACAAGCUGUAAACUUGUCUUUUGUAGAGGUUCAAGCAGCCACAGUCAGUGAAUUUAUCUUUGAAACAGGCACAGAUGAACCAUCACAACUAGAUGUCUUCACUGAUAAACCUGAACCACCUCUUGCAGAGACAAAAACUCACGAAAAGGUUGAGAUCUUGGAAGAGAAGCAUUUAGACACAAGUUACCUUACAACUACAGCCCCAACGCCUAAAGUCCUGGACCAUGAACUAGUUGUAGACGAGGUUUUUGUUGUUACUACAUCGACAGCAACUCCCAUCCCAACUUUAUCUGUAGUUCCAGACCACAGCAGUGGUGUUGCUCUCUCUCCUGAGAAGGAUUCACCGUUCACUCGAAUCUCUGAUUCAGUGCCAGAGGACGAGGAUCUCUUUCACCAGGAGCACCAAAAUCAUGAUGAAGAGACUGAGGUUUCAGUUAGCCCACUGUCCCCAGCAGUCUCUCUGUCUUCAACAGUGAAAGAAAGUGUUCCAACUGAUUCUGCAGAGGGAUCAGAAGGUUCUUUGACAUUAAACCGAAGCCUAAGUCCAACCACAACAGAAGUUUCAGGGUGGGAAAAACAACCCCUGGGACAGGAAGUAAAGCUUGCAACAGUUAAGAUAGAGCCUUUGGGUGGCAAAGUAGAUCCCUCAGGAGAUAAAGUAGACCUUUCUGUAAUAGAGGGCAAAAAGGAACUUUCAGAAAUAAACGUAAAACUUCCAGUAGACACAGAGAAACAUUCUGAAGCAGGGAGCAAAAUAGAAUCUUCUGUAAAGAAAGAAGAACCCUCACAAGAGGAAGUAGAACUUUUGAGAGUAAAGGAACAACUUUCUGGAACAGGAGAAGAAUCUCCUGGAGAGAAAGUAAAACCUUCUGAAGCAGAAGUAGAUCCUUCAGGAGGGAAAUUACAACUUUCUAAGGGAGAAGAACAAUUAGCAAAGGAAGUGCAACCUUCUGUAAGGGAGCCUUUAGAAGAAGUCACAGCUUUAGGGGGUAAAGUAGACAGUGACAUCCUUCAAAUGCCAACACCCUCCUUACCAAAAGUCAAUGACAGCACUUCUGAAUUUGAACCUUUCGAACAAGAUUUUUCAGACAUGCCGAGCAUUGAUGUCAGCAUCGAUGUAUUCCACUACGACACGAGGGUCAGAGAAGGUGAAAGCAGUGGCUUCUUCAGUGGAGUGCCAGGUUCAGACCUCGAGGCGAUUGCUCUACCAACGAGACCAGGCAGAGAUUUAACUGUUUUCUUUAGCUUGAGGGUGACCAACAUGGUGUUUUCUGCUGACCUCUUCAACAAGAGUUCCUCGGAGUACAAAGCUCUAGAACAACAGUUCAUAGAGCUGCUGGUCCCUUAUCUUCAGUCAAACUUGAGCCACUUCCAGAACUUGGAGAUCCUCAACUUCAGAAAUGGCAGCAUUGUCGUGAACAGCAGAAUGCGGUUUGGGAAACCAGUACCUCAAGAGGUUACCAAUAUCAUCUACCUGAUCCUGGAAGACUUUGCCAACAAUGCCUACCAGACCAUGAACCUGGCCAUUGACAAGUACUCACUAGAUGUCGAAUCAGGUGACCGUGCUGAUCCCUGUAAGUUCCAGGCCUGUAACGAGUUUUCAAAGUGUAUGGUGAAUCAGUGGUCGGGCGAAGCCGAGUGUGUCUGUGACCCCGGAUAUCUGAGCGUUGACGGCCUGCCGUGUCAGAGCAUCUGUGAGGUCCAACACGACUUCUGCCUUAACGAUGGCAAAUGUGACAUCAUUCCUGACAAGGGCGCCAUCUGCAGGUGUCGGGUCGGAGAGAACUGGUGGUAUCGUGGGGAGCACUGCGAGGAGUAUGUCUCUGAGCCUUUGGUGGUGGGCAUCGCCAUCGCCUCGGUGGCCGGUUUCCUCUUGGUGGCUGGUGGGAUCAUCUUCUUCCUGGCCCGAACUCUCAGAGAACAUUACGAUGACGAGGACACAGAGGACCCACUACGACGGGGCGAAAGUGUUCCCAGUCUAAAGCGCGCCACCAAGUUCAACCCUAUGUAUGAGAACGACCCAGUCUCUGCCCAGUACUACCGUCGCUAUGACGACAACCUGCCACCAUACUACCAGUGCUGUGACUCCGCCCUCCCCCAGUACGGCUCCACAGAUCUGAGUGAUGAAGAGAUUCAGAACAUCUAUCAAAACACCACACUGACUAGAGAGGAGAUCCAGGAGCGUCUGAGAAUCAUCGAGUUGUGUUCCAGAGAUCAGCGCUUCGCAGACUUCAUGCGCCAGACUCAAGUAUUCCUGGAGAGGAGAGGGAGCUCCACCACAUAA
This is a messenger RNA of Nematolebias whitei (Rio pearlfish), 3645 nucleotides long. RefSeq names its product interphotoreceptor matrix proteoglycan 2. The record is from RefSeq and is a predicted model, not a curated record. NCBI's taxonomy places the organism in Eukaryota, Metazoa, Chordata, Actinopteri, Cyprinodontiformes, Rivulidae. Gene Ontology annotation, biological process: visual perception. Bases 271 to 3645 code for a protein of 1124 amino acids. The transcript has 10 exons. Gene Ontology annotation, molecular function: heparin binding; hyaluronic acid binding.